Molecule: messenger RNA, 774 nt
Organism: Talaromyces atroroseus
Lineage: Eukaryota; Fungi; Ascomycota; Eurotiomycetes; Eurotiales; Trichocomaceae
Exons: 5
Coding region: 1-774 (257 amino acids)
Source: RefSeq, a predicted model, not a curated record
AUGGCCUCAAAAAGAAAGCGGACGGCAACUGCAGACCCCGAGGAAAGCGCCACGAGAGAAUCAAAACGGUUUGCCUGGCUGAAACCGCAUGUCAAGAACGUCUCCAAGCAUACCAUCAAAUCGAAAUGGACUGCUCUUCCGGAGCCAGUCCAGGACAAAGUCCGCAGCAUGUUUCGGUCAUUGGAGAGACCCGUCAUUGUCCGCCAACGUGAUGAACGCAAGCGCAUUGAAGCUCAGACAGCAUUGACUGCUGUAGUCAAGACUCUGGAACGCCGCCUUCCUCGCAUGCCAUUCCCACCGCUUACCAAAGAUACUGUAUUUGACCACGAAUCUAUGCUGAAUGAGCAUCGGGUCUUGGAGACACAAUUGUCUACAACGAGAAAUACAAUCGAUCUUUUGAAAAUGGAAGUCGAGCGUGAAGAGGCUCUUCUAGCCAAGGAACUCAAAUACGUCAAGGAAAUGGAGAAAAACGCGAAACAGGCUGAGAGUGAGCGCCGACGCCAAAUGAAAAAUGAGCACCCCGUCCUCAGACAUAUUGACGAUAAGCCCUCUCACAUAAAUGAAUCUCCAGCACCGUUUGUUGUCGUUGAUUCCUCAAAAGACCAGACUGCGCUAUGCGAGAUCGAACCUGAUCCCGAAUUCCAAGCGCUAGUAACACAGCUCAACGGGCAUCUCAGUUCGAUGCAAAACAACUUUGCGCCCUUCGCCGCAUUGCAGGACGCCAUUACGGAAGCGCAAGUGGCUCUGGAUCUUGUUCCGCUUCCACCAGAUUGA